AUGGCGGCCGGCGGCUCCGGCGGCGGAUCGGGCGCCGGCGCGAGCGUGGACCUCGAUCUGGCCGCGGUCGAGAACAUUCCGCGCGACACGCUGGUGGCGUUGCUGAAGCGCAAGGACAAGGAGGCCAAGAGCGCCAUCGCCAAGCUGGACAAGCUUGAAGAAAGGUAUGUCAAGGUGGUGCGCUUCAACAAGCUUCUGAUGGAGGACCGCACCUCGUUCCAGCGCUUCUGCAGCGACCUCCUCCCGGAGAGCGACGGCGUCUUCGAGGAGGCCGCCGCGCAGGAGACGCCUGUGAACCUGGACGCCCUGCUGCGGCGGCUGCAGGCGUGGCGGAGCACUUUCGAGGCCGUCAGCGAGGACCGCAAGGUCUUCCAGCAGUUUGUGGAGCUCGUCUUCCCGGCGGACGAGGGGCUGGCCCAGCUCUUCCGGGACCCGUCGCUCGGGGCGGGCGCGUUCGACACGCUCCAGCACCGGUGGAUGGCGCGCGAGGACCUGCACAACCAGUCCAUGGCCAGCAUCAACUCCAUGGCCCGCGAGCAGAUGACGGAGCGCGGCCGCGAGCUUGAGGACGCGAAGGUUGCGCGGGCGGAGGCCGAACGGCGACUGGAGGAGAUGCGCGAGCAGAUGACGCAGCUGGCGCGGGACAAGGCGCAAAGCCUGAAGCUGCGGCUGUCAGGUGGCGACGCGCGGAUACCGUCCACCGAG
Molecule: messenger RNA, 705 nt
Organism: Prorocentrum cordatum
Lineage: Eukaryota; Dinophyceae; Prorocentrales; Prorocentraceae
Source: the annotation of a GenBank genome assembly